Messenger RNA from Amblyraja radiata (thorny skate), 1399 nucleotides. RefSeq names its product patched domain-containing protein 3-like. The record is from RefSeq and is a predicted model, not a curated record. The transcript has 5 exons. NCBI's taxonomy places the organism in Eukaryota, Metazoa, Chordata, Chondrichthyes, Rajiformes, Rajidae. Gene Ontology annotation, cellular component: membrane. The coding region runs from base 34 to 1332 and encodes 432 amino acids.
AGAGAGAGUUUAUACGGGAACAUUUUCCAACCAAUGAUUCUGAAUUCUUCAUCGCCCAGAGACUUUACACGGAGGGGACAUAUGUUUCCUUUAUUGCUGUAUCAAAAGGAACUGAUGAACCAGAAGGACAUUGAGGUGUCUUAUUUCACAUCGGUAUCAAGACAAGAAGAAUUUGAAGGAAAUGCUAAAAGAAUUAUUCCGUUGUUCUCGAUCACCUACUUUCUUUCAAUCUUUUUUUCCAUCACGUCUUGCACGAGGUUUGACUGUGUGAGGAAUAAAUUCUGGGUUGCUGCUCUGGGAGUGAUAUCAGCUGGAUUUGCUGUACUAUCGGGAUUUGGACUGCUGCUGUUUUGUGGGGUGAAAUUUGCCAUCAAUACAGCCAAUGCACCUUUUCUUAUUCUAGGUAUCGGCGUGGACGAUAUGUUUGUUAUGCUCGCCAGCUGGCAAAAGACAAAAGUUCAUGCUAAAGUUGAAGAUCGCUUGGCAAAGACAUACAAGGAAGCAGCUGUUUCCAUCACAAUCACCACUCUGACUGAUGUUCUGGCCUUUUAUAUUGACAUUGCGACACCUUUUCGAUCCGUGCAAUCAUUUUGUAUUUACACUGGUACAUCUGUUCUGUUCUGCUUCAUUUACAACAUUACAUUUUUUGGAGCUGUUCUUGCACUGAAUGGGAGAAGAGAAGCCAGUAACAGGCAUUGGCUGACAUUCAGAAAGGUUGAAAUGGUUCCUAAACAAGGAGAAUCUACACUCAGUGCAAUGUGUUGUGUAGGUGGUGCUUAUGAUCAGGAAUCAGGCACAGAAUCGGAACAUCCAGUCUACUUCUUCUUUAAAGAAUAUUAUGGUCCUUUCCUUACAAAAGGAUGGACCAAGGCAGCUGUGAUUCUUCUGUAUUUAGGAUAUUUAGCUGGCAGUAUUUAUGGCUGUUUACAUAUCAAAGAAGGAAUAGAUCUCAAAAAUCUGGCAUUUGAUGAUUCGUAUGCGAUUCCAUUCUAUGACGAUGCAAAUGAAUAUUUCUCAGAGUUUGGACCACGAGUCAUGGUCACUGUUACUGAAUCUGUAGAUUAUUGGGUUUCCAGUGUGCGAGAUGAAAUUGAAACCUGCAUGGGUAGAUUUGAAAACCUCUCGUACGUAGAUAGUGAACUGUCAGAGUCCUGGCUUUGUGCUUACAUUGGGGUUUAUGGAACUAACACCAGCGCCAUAAACACGGAAAAAAUGUUCAUGACAAACUUAUAUAAAUUCCUUCAGUUUCUCCCGUCAAUCAAACAAGAUGUUGUCAUUUCAGAAAAUAACCAAAGCAUUAAGGCUUCCCGUUUUUUUCAUUCAGACCAUUAAUAUCAAUAAUUCGGUUGCAGAAAAAAACAUACUGAUUGAAUUAAGGGAACUAGCGAAGGAAUGUAGA